AUGGCAUCUUCUUCCCAACAAGAACCCCACCCCUCACUAUAUCUGUACAAUGACGACGAUCCUCUGCCGGCCGUCGACAAAGAAUCGAACGACGGCGACGACGCACCGGAGAUCAGAAUCGAAGCGGUUCCACACUACCUUGCUCUCGAUGCUUCCGCUUCCAUAUCUUCCGUCUACGUUUUAAUUAAACUGGUUGCCCCGCCGAUGUCUGAAUUCCGGCAAGAGCUCCGGCAUGCUCCGAUCGACCUCGUUAUAGUGCUCGACUCGAGCCAAUGCAGCUUCGACGACUCGUACAUGGCUCACAUUAAAGAAGCACUUCAUUUCGUUAUACAGAACUUAGGCCCCUUCGACCGGCUUUCGAUCGUGUCGUUCGCGAAUCAAGCUCGACGAAUUUUACCGUUGCGCGCAAUGAAUGGCCGCGGGCGAGAACAUGCGGCGGCAGCAGCCGAGUCGAUCGUGGUCGAAGGUGGCUCGGCGAAUCUUGCCGAGGGGUUGAAACAGGGGAUUCGAGGAAAGGCGAUACGACGAAAAUCAUUUCCUAUUCACGCCUUCGGCAUUGGUCGGGACCAUGACGCUGUCGCAAUACACGCGGCGUCGGAUAAAUCCGAGGGCAGCUAUACGUUCCUCGAGUCGUAUGGAACAGUUCUUGAGGCGAUUUCUAGCUGCAUUGGAGGUCUUUUAAGCGUCGUCGCGCAAGAUGUUCGCAUAACGGUAUCGGUGACCUUGCCGGUAGAAAUCAAAGAGGCGUACACCGGAGGGUUCAAAAAGAUCAAGUCCGGUGAAAAGAAUCAAGUUACAGUACACGCCGGGGACUUCUACGCCGACCAGAAAAAGGAAUUCGUCGUCCGUAUAGUGAUCCCUCAGCUGUUUUGUGAAAACAUCGACGGAUUUGGGAAGGCGCCACCGGUGAAUAUCGUAUGUUUAUACGACGAUUUGGUGACACAACUCUCGGUGUUGGUAAAGUGCCCCUUACUCGAGCUGGACAGGGCGACGACGACAUUCUUGCCAGGCGAAGAAUUUCGACCAGGAAAUGAGAUUAAUGCAUUCUUUGCCUGCCUUAUUAGCGCACAUCGGAUCGAACUUGCUCGAUCGUAUCUAGAGGAGGGCAAUUUGUCGAAGGGGACGGCUGUUAUCUCGAAAGCUAUAAAAUUCCUCGACUCCUUAUCUGCCGCUGUUCAUGAUGAUCGAUGCGGUUGGGCUUCGGGUGAGAUGCACGAGAUUCAAAAAAGAGUAAGAAGUUUGGAGGAGUACAAAGCCGGUGGACGAGCUUACAUGCUCUCGACUAUAAGUUCGCUAAAGUUUCAAAGGGCGACGACAAGAGGCGAUCGACUGCCCAAGGCAUUCACGAUGCGAGAAAAAGCUUUCGACGAAUGCGACGCAGCUCCUAAAAUGGCUACAAAGAUGAAAGACAGCUUUAUUACCGACGGAAAUCGCAUCGAAGAUUGGAUGCCAUUGUCGUCAUCCCUACAAGGUUUCCAUUUACAGAAUAUAUCUGCUGACAUUGAGUCGAAGUUAAAGUGA
This is a messenger RNA of Andrographis paniculata, 1521 nucleotides long. Its product is annotated as E3 ubiquitin-protein ligase WAV3-like. The record is from RefSeq and is a predicted model, not a curated record. Bases 1 to 1521 code for a protein of 506 amino acids. The transcript has 3 exons. NCBI's taxonomy places the organism in Eukaryota, Viridiplantae, Streptophyta, Magnoliopsida, Lamiales, Acanthaceae.